Molecule: messenger RNA, 2828 nt
Organism: Notechis scutatus (mainland tiger snake)
Lineage: Eukaryota; Metazoa; Chordata; Lepidosauria; Squamata; Elapidae
Source: RefSeq, a predicted model, not a curated record
CCUCGCUCCAAUUCCCGCAUAGAAGAGCGGCUGAAGGCAGCCAACCUGGAAAUGUUCAAGGGGAAAGGGGUCGAGGAGAGGCAGCAGCUCAUCAAACAGCUCCGGGACGAGUUGCGGUUAGAGGAAGCCCGGCUGGUGCUGUUGAAGAAACUACGGCAAAGCCAGCUGCAGAAGGAGAACGUAGUACAGAAGACUCCGGUUGUCCAGAACGCAGCAUCUAUAGUCCAGCCAUCUCCUGCCCACGUCGGACAGCAGGCUCUGUCCAAACUCCCCUCCCGACCUGGAGUUCAAGGGGUUGAGCCCCAAAACCUCAGAACAUUACAGGGUCACAGUGUCAUCCGAUCGGCCACCAAUACCGCCCUUCCCCACAUGCUUAUAUCCCAGCGCGUUAUUGCCCCCAACCCCACACAGCUUCAAGGGCAGCGCAUCCCUCCCAAACCAGGCCUGAUCCGCAGCAGCACGCCGAACAUGAGCCCUGCUAUCAAUUACCAGCCGCCGUCCUCCUCGGCGGUGCCCUGCCAGCGAACCAGCUCCUCCGCCAUCUAUAUGAACCUCGCCUCCCACAUCCAGCCCGUGGCGGUGAACAGGGUGGCGUCCCCGCUGCCCAGCCCCAGCGCCAUGAACGAGGCUGCCAAUUCCCAGGCCGCCGCCAAGCUUGCCCUGCGCAAGCAGCUGGAAAAGACUCUCUUGGAGAUCCCUCCCCCCAAGCCCCCCGCCCCCUUGCUCCACUUCCUGCCCAGCGCGGCCAACAGCGAGUUCAUCUACAUGGUGGGACUAGAAGAAGUGGUCCAGAGCGUGAUUGACAGCCAAGGCAAAGGCUGCUCCUCCCUCCUCCGAGUGGAGCCCUUCAUCUGCGCGCAGUGCCGCACGGAUUUCACCCCACACUGGAAGCAGGAGAAGAACGGCAAAAUCCUGUGCGAGCAGUGCAUGACCUCCAACCAGAAGAAGGCGCUCAAGGCCGAGCACACCAACCGGCUGAAGAAUGCCUUCGUCAAAGCCUUGCAGCAGGAACAGGAGAUCGAGCAGCGGCUGCAGCAGCAGGCCACCCUCUCGCCCACCACGGCUCCGGCCAGCGUGGCCAGCGUCAGCAAGCAGGAGAGCAUCAUGAGGCAUCACACACUCCGACAGGCCCCCCAGCCUCAAAGCUCCCUACAACGCAGUUUGCCCACGUCCGCUCGCUCCAUGCUCUCCAACUUCGCACAGGCGCCGCAGCUCCCCGUCGCCAGCGGACUCCUCGGGAUGCCAGGAGUCAACAUCGCCUACCUGAACGCCGGGAUGGGCGGCCACAAAGGGUCCAGCUUGGCGGACCGGCAGCGGGAAUAUCUACUCGAUAUGAUCCCUCCGCGCUCGAUAUCGCAAUCCAUCAGCGGGCAAAAAUAACACCAGCCCUGCACCCGCCCCGCCUCUUCCUCCUCCUCCCCAUGAUUCCCCCAUCUGAGCCCCCGCCCCUCAUCCAUCGCAUGCAGUGCCUGUACUGGUGCCUACCACGGAGGGAUAGGAAAAACCCCCCUCCCCCAGAAAACAGUGGGGGGGAAAGGAAGAAGAAGAAAAAAAAGACGAGAAUGAAGACGAGAAACUUUCGCGUGAUCCCCCCCCUCCCCGGCCCUUUUCGCAACCGUCUCGCUGGCACCCCUGUUACCCAUGCCGCCCGCUCUGGAUUUUGUUUUUGGGCAGCGGGAAGCACCACAAGCCCUUCCUGUUUCCACCCUUCCCACCCAAAGUCAGAAUCAGCUCGGACAACCCUCGCACCGCGCCUGUGUGUGUUUUCACACUCCCUUUUUAUGCGCUUUUUCUCUUCCCCUUUUUCUUCGACUGUAAUGGCAACCUUGUAGAACUUUUUAAUAACCGCUUUUUUUCUCGUUUUUGUUUUCAUUUUUUAUUGCCUUUUGCUCUCUUUUUUUUUAAAUUCCACGGGAGGGAGAAAAGGAGACCACCUGGAAAGAACAGAGUCCCGGAACGGCCUUUUUUUCCAUCCUGGCUUAAAAUCGAGGGAUCAAGUCAACGGGGGGGGGGGGAUUUUAAUGGUUUCCCCCUUUCCGGCGCCGAAGCCAAACCCUGUGGGGGGGGGUCCAAACGUCCACGAGAAGGCUGCUUUUGGAGGUGGGAAGACCACCAAGCAUAGAAAGCAAAGGGGUGUUGUUGGGGUUUUUUCUUUUGAGGGGGGGGGGAGAAUCGUCCAUGCUAGGAAAACGAAACUUCUGCCUGCCAGAGAUUGGUCGGACUCUCUCCUCCGGCGAUGUCCCACAUCAGUCUGGGCGACAUAAAAGCGAUCGAGUCUCCCUUCUGCGGAUCCUGCCAGCUGUUGGCCAUCAGAAGGCGCUCCUGGCCAGGCGAGGGACCCUGGAUCCUCGCGUCCCUUCCCGUUCCGUCAUCCAUCCGACCCUUCGACGCCAGAAGCAAAGAGUCCUUUCCCGCUCACCGAUUGCUACACCCCAUCCGUCGUCUUCGCUUGGUUGUUUUUUUUUUUUUCCCCUUCUCGAUAUCCGCUCGCUCUUUUCCACGCGGAGAUCCGAACCGUGGGGGCCCCCCCCCACUCUCGUUCUUGGGGCCCCAACUUUUCCCCCCCUCUUCGCUCCCCAAGUAUUAGCCCUUGGGGUUCUUCGGAUCAACCCUUUGGUCCAUCGGUCCCUCUGAAAAGGCCGGCAGCUGCUGGGAUGGUCUCUCUCUCUCUCUCUCUCUCUCUCUCUCUCUGCAUCCGUUUCGCCCCCUCCAAACCUCCGAGCACUUAACGAAUCCACGGAAGGCGGCAGAGGAACCCUGGCGCGGAUGCACCCCGAAGAGACUCCAAGACCCAGGAUUUAUUUUGUGUGUCCGUCCCCCCCCCCCCC